AAUAAGUGUAGAAGUUUCAUAAAGAAGAUGGCGAGAAUUCAGUUAGCGUUUAAAGUUUCUGCUCCAGGGAAAGUGAUUCUACACGGAGAACACUCGGUUGUUUAUGGAAAACCUGCAGUUGCUGGCGCAGUUGGUGCACGGAAUUCAUUAAUUUUCAGAGAGCAAAGCCAUGACUCUAUAGACUUAGACUACACAAGCAUCAGCGUUCAGCAUAAGUUUGCGGUGCUAGAAGUGAAUAAAGUGCUUGAACAAUUUAGUGGAAAUGAAAAUAAUUUGGAUUCAUCAGACAAGAUUGAAAGUUUCUUUAAAUGUCUCAUCCCGGAUAAUCUAACAGAUCAGGGUAGGAAAGGGCUGACUUCUACUUUGUAUUUGUUGUGUGGGAUACUGUCACAAAACAAAAUCAAGUCAAUAAGCACAGGAUUCAGCAUUAAAAUCACGUCUGAACUCAGUGUAGGCGCUGGUCUAGGAAGUUCAGCUUCAUUUGGAGUUUGCUUGUCAGCCGCAUUUAUAACUUAUUCGAAGUGCAGAUCUGUAGGCGAUUUGAGUCUAGAUUUAUCACCAGAAGAUAAGAACACAAUAUCAAACUGGGCGUUCGAAUCCGAAAAAAUCAUGCAUGGAACUCCAUCGGGAGUGGAUAACACAGUUUGCACUUUCGGAAGCAUUGUCAAAUUCACCAAACUGAAGCCCAUCGAGCAUGUAGACAUAAAGAGGAAAAUAAACAUUUUAUUAGUCGAUAGUAAAGUUAGUCGAAGCACAAUAAAAUUGGUAAAACAAGUAGCAGAGUUGAAGCAAGAAUUUCCUUCGAUCGUUGAUCACAUGUUGAGCGCAAUGGAGGAAGUUGCCAAUCAUGCUGCCGAUCUGUACGCAUCAGAUUCCGUUGAUAGUAAUUGCAGCUUUGAGAAAUUAAAGAAACUAUUUCAAAUCAACAAUGACCUGCUGAAAGGUAUCGGAGUAUCUCACCCUAAAUUAGAGAACAUAUUCAGUAUAGCGCUAGCCAAUGGAUAUUCAAGCAAAAUCACUGGAGCUGGAGGAGGUGGUUACGCACUGAUUUUAUUGCCAGAUUCUUAUAAAGAAAUGGAGUCAUUCAAAACGCUUUGCUCGGAUUUGGAAAAUGCUGGGUUUUCAUAUCUAGAGACGAAUGUCGGCGGACCAGGAGUUGUUGUUGAACGAGUGUAACACACUUUUAUCUGUUAGAAUUCAAAUUAUUUAACAAUAGACAAUUUUAUAAACUA
Molecule: messenger RNA, 1232 nt
Organism: Hermetia illucens (black soldier fly)
Lineage: Eukaryota; Metazoa; Arthropoda; Insecta; Diptera; Stratiomyidae
Product: mevalonate kinase
Exons: 5
Coding region: 28-1176 (382 amino acids)
Biological process (GO): cholesterol biosynthetic process; isoprenoid biosynthetic process
Cellular component (GO): cytoplasm
Molecular function (GO): mevalonate kinase activity; ATP binding
Source: RefSeq, a predicted model, not a curated record